Salarias fasciatus (jewelled blenny) is the source of this 7632-nucleotide messenger RNA. RefSeq names its product CDC42 binding protein kinase alpha (DMPK-like) b (gene cdc42bpab). Lineage: Eukaryota; Metazoa; Chordata; Actinopteri; Blenniiformes; Blenniidae. Gene Ontology annotation, biological process: peptidyl-threonine phosphorylation; actomyosin structure organization. Gene Ontology annotation, cellular component: cytoplasm; actomyosin; cytoskeleton. The coding region runs from base 1092 to 6503 and encodes 1803 amino acids. The record is from RefSeq and is a predicted model, not a curated record. The transcript is spliced from 43 exons. Gene Ontology annotation, molecular function: ATP binding; protein serine/threonine kinase activity.
AGCGGAGCGGCGGCGCAAAGGAGCGGACGGGGGGAGAAAUCAGGCUGGGUCCCGUAUUUGGAACAAGCGAGGCUCGAAUGCAGCUUUCCUCCGGACGCCAAACAAGCUCCCGUGUAACCUUCAGAGAGAGGACUCCGUGUUUUUGACGGAAACUCCCGACCUCGGCGUCGGUUUGAACCGUGCGGAGAACUAAAGAGACAUUUGCUGGACGAAGAAUGGGAUUUAAAGAAGAUAUCUGCCAGCAGUGAGUUGUGAAAACACGGGAGGAUAUAUAUAUAUUUUUUCCUACUCCAGAGAAUAUAGUCGAAGAAAAGGCGGCUGGAUUGAGUCGAGCUUUGACCUUUUAGACGCCCGCUCCCGGAGGAGGAAAAGCUGGAACGAUGAAGGCAUUUCGGAGCGGAGAAAAGUAGCGUUAGCUUCCAGGUUAGCCACACAGGCUCGGCUAGCUAGGCUGCUAACUAAGCCCGUGUCGCCCUUCAUUCCCGGAGCAGGGAGCGGAGGGAGGGGGGCCUGCUGCUGCUUCCAGGACCGGAGAGAGAGGGGGCCCUGCUUCCAGUCCCGGACCAGAAGGGACGGGGCGGCUCCGCUUCCAGUCCCGGACCAGAGAAGGGGGCUCUGGGGCUUCUGUAGCACUGCAGACCUGCAUUUUUUUUGGGAGGGGGGAGCUGCUGCUAGAAUGGAGAAUCCCAAAUAUCUGCCACAGACAUUACUCAGGGAGGUCUGUUGAAACGAGUAUUUUUUAUACAAGAAAAGAGCAGACACAAACUGCCUGUUUCAUCCAAACCAGGGGCCAGCUUCACCUCUUUUCUUAUGUGCCCUGGGGGGAUAGGUAUUAAAAAAAAUGGGGAAGUGCUUCACGUCUCACCCACCUCCCAAAUCCUGGAGAUCAUGCAUAAGUUGUUUUUAAUGAUCAGUUAGAUCCUUCCUUUCGUCAACUCAAAGUUAGACCACUUUUUUUUUUGUUUUUAGACCAGGCUGCUUUAACUUCCGAAAGGCCCAGGAAGGAGCCCCCUCCAGCCCACCCCACCCCAGCUCCCUCUAUAUCUCACUGCUCCUUCUAGCAUCAUUACUUCCAACACGCAGGAAUAAACAUGUCCGGAGAGGUGCGUUUGAAGAAGCUGGAGAAGCUGAUCCUGGACGGACCGGCUCAGUCUAAUGGCCAGUGUCUGAGUGUGGAGACACUGCUGGAUAUCCUGGUCUGCCUCUACGAUGAGUGCAACAACUCCCCACUCAGAAGGGAGAAAAAUAUCCUGGAGUUCUUGGAUUGGGCCAAACCCUUCACCUCCAAGGUGAAGCAGAUGCGCCUGCACAAAGAAGACUUCGAGAUCCUGAAGGUGAUUGGACGAGGAGCCUUCGGAGAGGUCGCUGUGGUAAAAGUGAAAAACACUGACAAAGUAUUCGCAAUGAAGAUCCUCAACAAGUGGGAGAUGCUGAAGCGAGCCGAGACGGCGUGUUUCCGGGAGGAACGGGACGUGCUGGUGAACGGAGACUGCCAGUGGAUCACCACCCUGCACUACGCCUUCCAGGACGACAACAACCUGUACCUGGUCAUGGACUACUACGUGGGUGGCGACCUGCUCACUCUGCUCAGCAAGUUCGAGGACCGGCUGCCGGAGGAGAUGGCCAAGUUCUACCUGGCUGAGAUGGUGCUGGCCAUCGACUCGGUCCACCAGCUCCACUACGUCCACCGGGACAUUAAACCCGACAACAUUCUGCUGGAUAUGAACGGCCACAUCCGCCUGGCCGACUUCGGCUCCUGCCUCAAGCUGAUGGAGGACGGGACGGUCCAGUCAUCGGUGGCGGUGGGAACUCCGGACUACAUCUCCCCGGAGAUCCUCCAGGCCAUGGAGGACGGGAAGGGCAAGUACGGGCCCGAGUGCGACUGGUGGUCCUUGGGCGUCUGCAUGUACGAGAUGCUGUACGGAGAGACGCCCUUCUAUGCAGAGUCCCUGGUGGAAACCUACGGGAAGAUCAUGAACCACAAGGAGCGCUUCCAGUUCCCACAGCAGAUAACCGACGUGUCGGAGGACGCCAAGGAUCUGAUUCGCCGACUGAUCUGCAGCCGGGAGCACAGGCUGGGGCAGAACGGCAUCGAGGACUUCAAGCAUCACCCCUUCUUCACAGGCAUCGACUGGGACAACAUUCGAACAUGUGAAGCCCCCUACAUCCCAGAGGUCAGCAGCCCCACGGACACCUCCAACUUCGACGUGGACGACGACUGCCUGAAGAACUCUGAAACCAUGCCUCCUCCCUCUCACACUGCCUUCUCUGGGCAUCACCUGCCCUUUGUGGGUUUCACCUACACAAGUAAAUGCACCCUGUCAGACCGGGGCUGCCUGCGGCAGCUGGGGGGCCAGCAGGGCCCGACGGGCCAGGACCAGCUGGACGUGGACGUGCAGCGCGGCCUGGAGGACAGCCUGGCCACCGAGGCCUACGAGAGGAGGAUCCGCCGCCUGGAGCAGGAGAAAGUGGAGCUGAGCCGCAAGCUGCAAGAGUCGACGAAGACGGUGCAGGCGCUCCAGCACCCGCCGGGCGAGGGCGCCCCCGCCGCCAACAAGGAGGUGGAGAUCAGGAGCCUGAAGAGCGAGAUCGACAUCCUGAAGAAGCAGAUCGCCGACUCGGGGCAGCUGGAGAAGCAGCUGGAGGACGUCUCGUCGGCCCGCAGGGACCUGGAGGACUCGUCGAAACACAUCAAAACCCUGGAGAAGCAGAUGAAGGACGUCAUACAGGAGAGGGACAGCCUGCAGAAGGACCUGGUGGAUUCCAGCGAGAGGUUGAAAUCUCAGUCGAAGGAGCUGAAGGAGGCUCACAGCCAGAGGAAGCUGGCCAUGCAGGAGUUUUCCGAGCUGAACGAGAGACUCACAGACCUCCGGUCGGCGAAGCAGCGGCUCACCCGCCAGCUGCGCGACAAGGAGGAGGAGAUGGAGAGCCAGAGCCAGAAGGUGGAGGCUCUCCGCCUUGAGGUGCGAAAGGCAGAGAGGGCCAAGAAGGAGCUGGAGGUGCAGGUGGAGGAGCAGACCGCGGAGACCCUGAAGGAGAAGAAGCUGAGAGAGCGCAACGAGCAGUACAGCCGCCAGCUGGAGGAGGAGCUGGAGGGCCUGAAGGUGAAGCAGGCCGGCUCGUCCGCCGCCCCGCCCUCGGCGGACCAGAGCCAGGAGGUGGGGCGCCUGCGGGGCGAGAUGGAGAAGAAGACGCUGGGCUUCGAGGAGGAGCUGUCGCGCCGGGAGGCGCAGCACAGCAGCGAGCUGAAGGCGCUGCGCAAAGAGCUGCGGGACGCCGAGAGCCAGCACCUCACCCUGCAGAAGGAGAUCCUGAUGCUCAAAGACAAGCUGGACAAGACCCGCCGAGAGAGCCAAAGCGAGCGGGAGGAGUUUGAGACGGAGUACAAACAGAAGUACGAGCGGGAGAGAAUCCUCCUCACCGAAGAGAACAAGAAGCUGUCCAGCGAGCUGGAUAAGCUGACCGCCAUGUUUGAGAAGGUGAGCGGCUCCAACCGGCAGCUGGAGGAGGAGAUGAGGGAGCUGGCCGACAAGAAGGAGAGCGUGGCCCACUGGGAGGCCCAGAUCACAGAGAUCAUCCAGUGGGUGAGCGAUGAAAAGGACGCUCGGGGAUACCUGCAGGCUCUGGCCACCAAGAUGACGGAGGAGCUGGAGGGACUGAGGAACACCGGCCUGGGAGCGAGAGCCACGGACAUGCCGUGGAAGAUGAGGCGCUUCGCCAAGCUGGACAUGUCGGCGCGGCUGGAGCUGCAGUCGGCGCUGGACGCAGAGAUCCGGGCCAAGCAGGGCAUCCAGGACGAGCUCAACAAGGUCAAGGCCAACAGCAUCUCCACCGAGUGCAAACUGCAGGAGGUGGAGAGUAAAAACCAGGAGCUGUUGUUGGAGAUCGAGCGGCUGAAGAAGGAGACGGAGGAGCUGCGGCUAAGAAGAGGCGUCAGGCACCAGGAUUCCCAGAAUUCCUUCCUGGCUUUUCUCAACGCCCCCACCUCGGCCCUGGACCAGUUCGAUCGCUCGCCAUCCGUUGGCCCAGCUAGCAAAGGCAGACGUGUCGACUCCAUGGACAACUUCACUCCUUCCAACACUCCGUCGAGGGAAGACGACCCCAAGUCCCUCCUCAAGUCCCGCUCCCGCUCCCCCUCCACUGCCAGCGACCUGGAGCCCAUCGAGUUGAUAGACCAACUGCCGCGCCCCGUGCAGACCCCCACCAUGCGCUCCGGCGGAUACGGCAGCAUCGGCCGCUCCUCGCCGAAGCCCAAAGCUCAUCAGUUCGUGGUCAAGUCCUUCAACACGCCCACCAAGUGCAACCAGUGCACCUCGCUGAUGGUGGGCCUGAUCCGCCAGGGAUGCACCUGCGAAGUGUGUAACUUCUCCUGCCACGUGACGUGCGCCGACAAAGCCCCGGCCGUGUGCCCCGUGCCUCAGGACCAGACCAAGGGUCCGCUGGGCAUCGACCCGCAGAGGGGCAUCGGCACGGCGUACGAGGGCCACGUCCGGGUCCCCAAACCGACGGGCGUGAAGAAGGGCUGGCAGAGAGCGAUGGCCGUGGUCUGCGACUUCAAGCUCUUCCUGUACGAGCUGGGAGAAGGAAAGGCGACGCAGCCCAGCGUGGUGGUCAGCCAGGUCAUCGACAUGAGAGACGAGGAGUUCUCCGUCAGCUCCGUCCUGGCCUCGGACGUCAUCCACGCCAGCCGGAAGGACAUCCCCUGCAUCUUCAGAGUGACGGCGUCCCAGCUGUCCCCCUCCAGCAGCCACAAGCCCUCCAUCCUCAUCCUGGCCGACAGCGACCAGGAGCGCAACAAGUGGGUGGGGCUGCUCAACGAGCUGCACCGCAUCCUGAAGAAGAACAAGCUGAAGGAGCGCUUCGUCUACGUGCCCAAGGAGGCGUACGACAGCACGCUGCCGCUCAUCAAGACCACCCAGUCCGCUGCUAUCAUCGAUCACGAGCGCGUCGCCCUCGGCAACGAGGAGGGGCUGUUCGUCAUCCACGUCACCAAAGACGAAAUCAUCCGGGUGGGCGACAACAAGAAGGUCCACCACAUCGACCUCAUCCCGCAGGAGCAGCUGCUGGCCGUCAUCUCGGGCCGCAACCGGCACGUGCGCCUCUUCCCCACGCAGGCGCUGGACGGCCGCGAGACCGACUCCUACAAGCUGGCGGAGACCAAGGGCUGCCAGAGCGUGGCAUCGGGGCCGGUGCGCAGCGGCGCCCUCACCUGCCUGUGCGUGGCCAUGAAGCGGCAGAUCAUCUGCUACGAGGUGAACAAGAGCAAGGCGCGGCACCGCCGGCUGAGGGAGCUGCAGGCGCCGGGGCCGGUGCAGUGGAUGGGUCUGCUCAGCGAGCGCCUCUACGUGGGAUACCAGUCCGGCUUCACGCGCUACAGCGUCCACGGGGACGUGUCCCCCGUCAGCCUGCUGCACCCCGAGGACCACACGCUGGCCUUCAUCCCGCAGCAGGGCCUGGACGCCCUGUGCGCCGUGGAGAUCUCCAGCAAGGAGCUGCUGCUGUGCUUCAGCGCCAUCGGCGUCUACGUGGACUCGCAGGGCCGCCGCUCGCGCCAGCAGGAGCUGAUGUGGCCCGCCGUGCCCAACGCCGCCUGCUACAACGCCCCCUACCUGUCGGUGUACAGCGAGAACGCCGUGGACGUGUUCGACGUCAACACCAUGGAGUGGAUCCAGACCAUCCCCCUCAAGAAGGUGCGUCCUCUGAACGUGGACGGCUCCCUGAACCUGCUGGGCCUGGAGACGGUGCGCCUCAUCUACUUCAGGAACAAGAUGGCCGAGGGGGACGAGCUGGUGGUGCCGGAGACGUCGGACAACAGCAGGAAGCAGAUGGUUCGCAGCAUGAACAACAAGAGACGCUUCUCCUUCAGGGUGCCUGAAGAGGAGCGGCUGCAGCAGAGGAGAGAGAUGCUGAGAGACCCUGAGAUGAGGAACAAGCUCAUCUCCAACCCCACCAACUUCAACCACGUGGCCCACAUGGGGCCAGGAGACGGGAUCCAGAUCCUGAAAGACCUGCCCAUGAACGUGCGUGUCCAGGAGAACCGCGGCGCCGGCUUCAGCGGCUCCGUCAGCAUCCCCUCCAUCACCAAGAACCGGGCGGAGCCGGGCCGCUCCAUGAGCGCCAGCAGCGGCCUGGGAAUCCGCUCCUCCUCCCAGAAUGGCAGCGCGCUGCGCCGGGAGCUGUCCGGCGGCAGCUACGGGUCCAAGCGGCAGACCAUGACGUCCCCCUCCGAGAGCUCGCUGUCCUCCGGCGGGGGGAUGGACUGCGGAGACGCGCCGCUGUCCCAGUUCGACAGAGAGUGGCAGGCAGUCUCACCGUCGGAGAAGACCCCCGAUCUGAAAAGGGCUUUAAGGACCCUGCUUAGUAAGAUGAAGGACUCGGACUCCCCCCGUCACUCCACCGCCUCCAACAGCUCCACCUUCAGCAGCCCCCCGAGCCCCGCCUCGCCCCACAAGACCAAGUCCCUGUCCCUGGAGAGCACAGGAGGCAUGGGCUGGGACACAUGAGGAGGAGGAGGCCCCGCCCCCCUGCCCCGCCCACCUGCCCCGCCCCCCCACUGCCCAGAGAACUGCACCGCCUCCCUCCUGUCCUCCGCUUCCACCAGGGGGCGCAAACACUAAGCCUCCCAGAGAAACCUGCAGAAGAGUGUGUGUGUGUGUGUGUGUGUGAGUGAGUGUGUAACAGGAAGUGUAUGUGCUUGUGUGAAAGGGGGAGGGGCCACAACGACAUAGGAAACUGCAGCGUCCGUCUUCUUCUUCUUCUUCAGUUUCUUCUUCUUCUUCUUCAGCUCCCCCUCCUGGAGGUUAGAGGGAUACUGGAAUCGGGGGCCGGCGGGGUCCGGGGGCCACUUUUAAUUUAUUCAAGGGCCGAACAGACGUGGGGGGGGGGGGGGGGUCAACGCCGCUCGACGCUUCGCUCCCGUCGAGUGCUGCCAUUAUUUAGAAAAAAAAACAAAGAAAAAAAAGAGGAAAAGAACCAAUUGUAUUCUUGAUUUCUGCUCCUGACGCUAAAGUGCAGCGACUUUAUUGUGUUUUUCUUUUUUUUGAAAAUUUUAUUUUGACGGUUUUCAGCUCUCCUCAUUGGUCCAACUCGCCACUACACCUCCUGCCGGUUCCAGCCGGUUCCGGCCGGUUCCGGCCGUCUCCCAUCACAAUAAUGUACAUAGGUUCAAAGUAGAGAGUAAUAUAUGAUAAGGAAAAUACUAUAGAGAAGAGUAACGACUCGGAAAGACAAAAAAACAAACUGAUUCUCUUUGAUUUCCUGGUUUUAUUUUGGAGUGAUUUGGAUUGUUUCCACACAAAAAGCCAUUUUAACCACUUUUUUUUUUUUUUUUUUUUUUUUUUUUUACCCAGGUGUUUUAGGUUUUAGUUGUUUUUUACUGUACGUUUGCCACGUGUGCGCUGGUUUCUCAUUUAUUUCCUCCCUCCUGGGGUUUUGAGUGAAGCUGCUCACCUCGUCCCGGACGUUUGAUCUCCUCUCGUGUUGUAUUUCUGUGCGCCGGCCGAGGCGCCGCUCCACUUCUUUUCGUUUUGUUUUUAACGGGUGGACGCUUGGCCCCGCCCCCUCGGAGGCCCCACACGCUCCCACCGCUAACUUUUAUAAGAAAUAAGCUUCUGAUCACAAAACACUAUGAUU